Molecule: messenger RNA, 4331 nt
Organism: Dromiciops gliroides (monito del monte)
Lineage: Eukaryota; Metazoa; Chordata; Mammalia; Microbiotheria; Microbiotheriidae
Gene: P4HTM
Product: prolyl 4-hydroxylase, transmembrane
Exons: 9
Coding region: 331-1881 (516 amino acids)
Biological process (GO): peptidyl-proline hydroxylation to 4-hydroxy-L-proline
Cellular component (GO): endoplasmic reticulum
Molecular function (GO): iron ion binding; calcium ion binding; procollagen-proline 4-dioxygenase activity
Source: RefSeq, a predicted model, not a curated record
AGGAGGGGGAAAUCAGCUGUAGCAUCCUCGGGCUGUCCUAUCUCCUAGCAACCAUGGGGCGGGGGAGGCUGAUGCAGCAUCCUUAGUCUUGUCCCGUUUCUUAGCAACCAUCGCGAGGGGGGAGCGACGAGAGAGAAGAGGAGGGGAGGCUGGUGCCUGCCCGCCAGCUCAGCGCCACUUCCGCUUCUCUGCUCAACCAGGUUACUAGGGGCGACCGAGGCCGGGGCCCGGGCUUAGUGCCCCCGGGCGCCCCCGCCGGCCUCCGCGGCCUAGCGGCUAGAUACUCUUUCUGUCGCGCAUCCUCACCCGGUCAGGGCUGGAGUUGGUACGAUGGCGGCGGCGGCAGCCCCGCGGCCCGAGGCCGAGGAGGCCGCGGAGCCCCCCUGGGCGCUGCUGGGCCCGCGAACGGACGGGGAGGUCACGGGCAAGGCUCCUCUGGCCCCGCCGGGCCUGGCCGGGGGCAAGCCCCGGGGCAUCUGCUCCCGCUCCUACUUCCUGGUGCUGAUGGUGUUCGUUCACCUCUACCUGGGCAACGUGCUGGCGCUGCUCUUCUUCGUGCACUACAGCAACGGCGACUCGUCUGGGCCAGGGUCGGGAGCCGGCCAAGGGGCGUCCCCCGACCCGGGCCCAGCAGCCGCCCCCGCUGCUGUCCCCGCCUCCAGAGCCCCAGUCGUCCCUGCAGCCCCCGCCCUCUUCGGGUCACCCCUCAUCCGUCUGGAGGGCAUUAAGGUUGGCUACAAGCAGAAGGUGGAGCUGAUCCCCAACAAAAUUCACGAUGUGAAGACCCUCAGCAUGAAACCUCUUCUCUUUGAAAUUCCCAACUUUCUGAGUGAGGAAGAAUGCAAGCUGAUUAUCCACCUGGCCCAGCUGAAAGGGCUGCAGAAGAGCCAGACGCUGUCCACGGACGACUAUGAGGAAGCCAUGGAAAUGAUCCAAGUCAGCCCAAUGGACAUCUUCAAUCUGCUGGACCAUAACCAAGAUGGGCGGCUGCAACUCAAGGAGGUGUUGACCCAUACCCGUUUGGGGAAUGGGAGGUGGAUGACUCCUGAGAACAUCCGGGAGAUGUACACUGCCGUCAAGGCCGAUCCUGAUGGUGACGGUGUGCUAAGUUUGGAGGAGUUUAAGCAGUUAAACCUCAGGGACUUCCACAAGUACAUGGGGAGUCAGAAGGUGAAGGUGAGCGACCUGGUGCGAAACAGCCAGCACACGUGGCUGUACCAGGGCGAGGGCGCCCAUCAGGUCAUGAGAUCCAUCCGGCAGAGGGUGCUCCGUCUCACUCGUCUGCCCAGAGAGAUUGUGGAACACAGUGAGCCCAUGCAGGUGGUCCGGUAUGACCAGGGCGGACACUACCAUGCCCACAUGGACAGUGGGCCUGUGUUCCCAGAAACAGCUUGCAGCCAUACAAAACUCAUCACUAAUGAAACCUCACCCUUUGAAACUUCCUGUCGCUAUGUCACUGUACUGUUUUACCUGAACAAUGUCACCGGUGGUGGGGAGACAACUUUCCCAGUCGCAGAUAACAGGACCUAUGAUGAACUGUCCCUGAUUCAGAAUGACAUUGAUCUCCGAGAUACCCGGAAACACUGUGACAAGGGGAACCUGAGAGUGAAGCCUCGGCAAGGCACCGCUGUCUUCUGGUACAACUACCUGUCUGAUGGGCAAGGUUGGGUAGGAGAAUUGGAUGAAUAUUCAUUGCAUGGUGGCUGUCUAGUCACCCAGGGAACCAAAUGGAUAGCUAACAAUUGGAUCAAUGUAGACCCCAGCAAGAGUCGCCAGAUGCAGCUCCAUCAGGAGAUGGCUCGUUAUGCUCAGGAGGAGCUUGAGGCCCAGACUGAGUGGACAGUGGACAAGUCCUACAAGAAUGUGCAUGUAGAGCUCUGACGGGCUGGGGUGAGCUCACAGAUAGCCAUGGACAGACCUGAAGCAGCUUCUUCGGUGAAGACUGUGCUUUGACAGGAAGCUGAUAGUUCUUUGCUUUUUCUGCCAGGAAGGCUCCUCAGCUUGGGGUGUCUGACCUUCCCCUCAUUCAUGAGGCUCUAAGAUGAUAUCUGAGGUAUUAGGCUUGGGGUGGUCAGAAGGUUGAAUUAGCGAGAAAGUGUGGUAUAAUCACAACAGGAAAGUAUGAGUGCCCAGAGGAGCCCUACUGCCCAGUAUCCAUGGAAUCUCGCCAGGAAAAAAGACCUGAAAGGGUUUUCAAAGUAAGAAGGAAUUUACUUGGGGCCCAAAUGAGUUCAUCCCAUGUAUGAACUUGGGGCUUCUGGUGGCCUCACUGGGGGUGUGGCUGUUUGUUCCCUUAUUUCCACUGAAAUCAUCCAGUAGUUAGUAGCUCCCUGGUACGGGCCCUGGCCGUGGCUGGGGAAGAGGGAGGUUCAUUUUGAGGGUGGCAGUCUCCUGGUAAAGGAAGGGAAAAGCUUGAAGUCAGGCUUAAGUUCUGUGUGUGUCUGCAAGGAAGGAAAUAGGCCAGAGUUUGAUUCUCACCUUUACACCCUUCACAUUGAAGCUAAGGAGAAUUUAAGCCCUUAAGUUAUUUGUAGAAAUGUCACUGUCACCAUGAAAAAAAGCUGAUUUGGUGCUUAAGAGUUCCAGGGGGGAGUUGGGGAGAGAUACUGGCUAAUUCCUAAGUUUCUCUGGUAUCUUGGAUCCCUUAGUGAAAUCUUCCUUUUUUGUUUUUGUUGCUUCACCAUCCUGCCAGUCAAGGUCUUCCCUCCAUAAGGAAUACUGCAGCACUCAAAGCUUCAUGCUUCUGACUCACAGGUCACACUUCCUGCAGUUCAGGGUUCAACCUUGGGCAGGGCUCAUGUGGAAGAGAAACAGUCACGUCAGAGCUGAAUAGGACCUUAGAAAUCAGCCCAUGUGGUGCUCUCAUUUUACAGAGGAGGAUCCAAGACCUAGAAAGCAAUGACUGGCCAGAGCCAGGAGCAGGAGUAGGAGCCUUACCUACAGCAAGGUGAGGGAUGAUACCAUACAUGGGCACAUAGCAAUGGCUUCUUCUCAGGGGAAAACAGGCUUUAAUCAUGCAGAAGUAUAAAUUAUUGGGGGGAAAGGGAAACUUUUAAAGUGCAAUAGUAACAAUUUUAUGGAAUGAAGUGGUUUUGUUUUCUUAUUUAAAGUCAUGUGUUUUUUGUGAGCAGUGGGCAACAGAGACUAGGUCCUGGGGGCACUUCCUGAAGAACAGCUGCCAGUUUGCAAUCUCAGAGGUGCAUAGAAUGGAAGAGUUUUUCAGAAAAUGCUCUUUGUCAGUAUGCCUUCUGAAACUGGGACAUUGCACCUUUCGGGUCCUGGCCAUCUCUGUUAUCUCUGCUAUAGCUUAUCAUGCAUAUGCAAAUAGUGACUUGUGUACAACCAUGCCUCACACAGAUAUAUGCAAAUACUCCUGCAGCUAACCAGGGGUUUAUCUGUAUUCUUUCCCUCCGAUUCUCCACCCCCUUCAGGAACACAAGCACACAUUACAAAUCCUUCAGGAGAACUAAACCAAAGAGGCCUCUCUUUGUUUCUCCACUUAGUUACCCUAAGAUAGAUUCCCCACACACUUCUGGGAAUGUUUUGUGGUGACUGAGUAGCAGGGGGAAAGACCACAGUUGACAUAAGCCAGGGCAUCUUAACCUUUUUCCACUCUCGACCUGGGUAUAUAGAUAUAUAAGAUAGGUAUACAUAAUAACCUUUUACUGUUGCCAAAUUUUUUGCAUUCAGUCAGGUGGUUUAAGAAGCUAGGGUAUAAGCCUACCAGGUCCAUGAAAGACUUCGGAGAGUCAGGAAGUCUUUUAAACCCUAGGCUUGAGCACACUCCUGUAAGAAUAUUGGUCAGCACAAAAAGGGCUCAUCUCAAGGGCUGAGGCUUGGGGGUUAGCUUCUAUGAGGCCAGGCUGGGCAAGGUGGCACUAUUGUGGAGGGGAGAAAGGAGUACUUUAAAGGAAAAGGGACCUGAAGGACUCUACGCUCUUAAAACAGGCUCAAGAUGUCUCUCAAAGGUGGUUGUUUCCAAACUUUUGAUCUACACCAUGUUGAAGGACACGUGAUUCCUGUGCCUGGGAAGUCCCACUCAGAUGGACUUCUGUGGCCGUGCUCUAAUCCAUAGGCACCCCCUAGAAGGGCCUGAACUCUCAGAGUUCCCAGCUUAGGAAAUCUCUGCAGGCUACCGUGGGCCCGGUUGGGCAGCUAGCGGGACACUCCUGGCCUCCGUCCUCACCAGCCAGGGGAGUCUGGGGGCUGUGAAGAGGCAGCCCCAGCCCCGCUUCGCCCUUUGCCCCUUCAUUUUGUGUUCUACUGCGUGCGGACCGAGGCCCUUCUAAAACGGCCAAAUAAAAAAUUAAAGCCUUCAUGUGGCCUAGACU